This is a messenger RNA of Panicum hallii, 1725 nucleotides long. Its product is annotated as UDP-glycosyltransferase 87A2-like. The transcript is spliced from 2 exons. The coding region runs from base 62 to 1438 and encodes 458 amino acids. Gene Ontology annotation, molecular function: UDP-glycosyltransferase activity. The record is from RefSeq and is a predicted model, not a curated record. NCBI's taxonomy places the organism in Eukaryota, Viridiplantae, Streptophyta, Magnoliopsida, Poales, Poaceae.
GCCUCCGGCCUCCGGCGCCAUGGAUAGCUAGCUAGCCACGGCAACAAGGAGGCGAGGAGCGAUGGGCUCCAUGGCCGCGCCGCCGUGCCACCUCGUGGCCGUGCCGUACCCGGGCCGCGGCCACGUCAACGCCAUGCUGAACCUGUGCCGCCUCCUCGCGGCCCGCGACGGCGUCGCCAUCACCGUCGUCGUCACCGAGGAGUGGCUCGGCCUGCUCGGCGCCCCGGCGGCGCUGCCGGACCUGGGGCCCCGCGUCCGCUUCGAGGCCAUCCCCAACGUGAUCCCCUCGGAGUACGGCCGCGCCAGCGACAUGCUCGGCUUCCUGGAGGCCGUGUACGCCAGGAUGGCGGCGCCGUUCGAGCGCCUGCUCGACCGGCUCGCCGCCCCGCAGGCCAUCGUGGCCGACGUGUUCGUGCCGUGGACCGUGGCCGUCGGCGCGCGGAGGGGCGUGCCGGUCUGCGUUAUGUGCCCGCUAAGCGCCACCAUGUUCGCCGUGCAGUACAGCUUGCACCGGUUGCCACCCGCGGCGGACGGCGGCGGAGCGUUUCCGGACGGCACGGAUCCUUGCUUGAUAGAAGACUACAUCCCUGGCACAAAAUCAAUCAGGUUCACUGAUCUUGCGCCCACACACACGAACGCGGCGAUGCUAGACAAAAUCCUCGAAGCCUACUCCUCUGUAAGGAAAGCACAAUGCAUCAUUUUAACCUCGUUCCAAGAGCUCGAGAGCGACGCCAUUGGCGCCCUAAGGCAAGAGCUUCCUUGCCCGGUGUAUGCGGCUGGCCCUUUCAUCCCCUUCAUGGCACUGCAAGAGCGCAAGGCCAAUCCGGACGGUGACGGCUACAUGGCGUGGCUGGACGCGCAGCCCGCGGGCUCAGUGCUGUACGUCUCGCUCGGCAGCUUCCUCUCGGUGUCAGCCGCCCAGUCCGACGAGAUCGCCGGUGGCCUGGCCGAGAGCAAGGUCAGGUUCCUGUGGGUGCUCCGCGACGCCGACGCGCGCUCCCGCGUGCGAGGCUUGACCGGCGGGGGCGACUCCGCCGGCCUCGUCGUCCCCUGGACCGACCAGCUGAGGGUGCUGUGCCAUCCUUCGGUCGGGGGGUUCUUCACCCACUGCGGUAUGAACUCGACGCUCGAGGCGGUGUACGCCGGCGUGCCCAUGCUCACCCUGCCUAUCGCGUUCGACCAGCCGACCAACAGCCGGCUGGUCGCCGAGGUGUGGAAGACGGGGCUCGGCCUCAAGGAGAUGGCACGGGGCGACGGCGUCAUCGGGAGAGAGGAGAUCGCGGCGGCGGUGGAGAGGCUGAUGCGCCCUGACUCGGCGGAUGGCACGGACAUGAGGAGGAGAGCUGCGGUGCUUAAGCACGCGGCUCGUGCUGCGUCUGAAGAGGGUGGAUCCUCUUGGAAAGAUGUCACAUCUUUCAUCCAUUUCAUUUCACAUUGAGACCUCCAGAUACCAGUCACGCUUCUGCAGUAGAAAGACUCAAUUUAUUGGUUCAAUUCAAGUGAUGUGAUCGAUUUUUAAGUGAGUCAGUGAGAUCUCUGAGUGCGCAGGAUGUUCAGUUAGGCAAGAAUAAACACGCUGCUUCAUCCAGUUGAUAGCAGCUAUUUGUAAAAGCAUCAGGGUUCAGCAGAUCUGAAACUCGACGUAGCGUUUUUAAAAUUCACGCUGCCCUUGUUCAAUUAAGGUAUUAGAGCUGAGCACAAGAUCUCUGAAUGUUAGCAGAAUAA